Habropoda laboriosa is the source of this 984-nucleotide messenger RNA. It is a transcript of the gene Sirt4, whose product is annotated as NAD-dependent protein deacylase Sirt4-like. NCBI's taxonomy places the organism in Eukaryota, Metazoa, Arthropoda, Insecta, Hymenoptera, Apidae. The record is from RefSeq and is a predicted model, not a curated record. Gene Ontology annotation, molecular function: NAD+ binding.
AUGAUUUUUAAGAUGAACGUUAUUUAUGUGACAAGGUGUAAAUUUGUAAAUAAAAUUGAAGCUUUAUUAUGUCGAACAUAUUCAUCAAAUUUUACAUUUGUUCCAAAUAGUAAACCUAUAAAAAAUUCAGACUUAUUAAAGUUAAAAGAUUUUAUUGAAAGGCAUAAUAACAUGUGUAUAUUAACAGGAGCAGGAAUUUCUACAGAAAGUGGUAUUCCUGAUUAUAGAUCAGAAGGUGUUGGACUUUAUGCAAGAAGUAAUCGUAAACCAGUCCUUUAUAAGGACUUUUGUAGUAGUGAUGCCAUCAGAAAGAGAUACUGGGCUAGAAAUUAUGUAGGUUGGCCAAGGUUGUAGUUUUUCUUUGUACAAGUUAUUCAUAUAGUUUACAUAAAAAAAUUAGAAGAUGCAAACAAAGUGAAAUGCAUUAUUACCCAAAAUGUGGAUAAUUUGCAUACAAAAGCAGGUAGUAGAAGAGUAAUAGAAUUGCAUGGAACAGCAUUUAAAGUGAUGUGUCUUAAUUGUGAUGAAAGGAUAUGCAGAUAUCAUUUGCAAGAUAUUCUUGAUAAGAUGAAUUCAAGUAUGAUUGCAACUAGUCAAGUGACGAUAAGACCUGAUGGAGAUGUGGAUAUAUCACAAGAACAAGUGGAAGGAUUUAAAGUUCCACCCUGUGAAAAUUGUGGUGGUAUUCUCAAGCCAGACAUUAUUUUUUUUGGGGACAAUGUACCAAGGCAGGUUGUAGAGAGUGUAAAGUAUAAUGUUGAACAUUCAGAUUCUCUACUGAUUGUAGGUAGUACAUUGACCACAUUUUCUGGCUAUCGAAUAGCAGUGCAAGCUAAUCAUGCUGGAAAACCGAUAGCAAUAUUGAAUAUUGGCAAAACCAGAGCAGACGAUUUUGCGAACAUUAAAGUGGAAGGUAUAUGUGGCGAUGUUCUAUCGAGAAUUUAUGCGAUGAUCGACCAGCAUGAGGAAUGUACAAAAUGUUAG